UUAUCAAACCUAUUCCUAUUGGUGAGGAAACAAAAAAACAGUGAGCUACAGAACCAGCAGUUAAUAACAUUGUUCGGCUUCUCGAAGAUGGCAAUGAAGACCCUUUCUGGAAGCUACUCUUCCGACCUGUCGUCUCUUUUUAGAAGAGCUUUCUGCAUCACUAGGGCUAGACUUGCUUCUCCUGGGGAGGUCUUCUCUUGCUGCGGAAUCAGUUCUUCUGCUGAUUCUCCUGUGAAUGAUUCGUUCAACUCAAGAGUAGAACCUCCAACACUGUUAGCGGCUGAAAGAAAAGAAGCCAUGUCUGUGUUAACCGUGUUCUUGAUGCAACAAGGUCUGAGCAAGGCAGUUGCUGCAAGAACCAUCAAUAAAUCAGAUCAUUUUAUCAAACACCUUGUCUCAAGGCUUCAUUCUACUCAUAAAGGAAAAGAGUUCACAACUCCUGAGAUUAGGGACACCCUUAAUCCUUAUCUUCAGUCACUCCUUGCAGAGCAUGGAAACUUUAUGGUUGAUUUUGUGAAGAACUUUCCCGCUGCACCUGAAAAAAGCCAUCUUUACCAGUUUGUUGAUCCCAUUCCAGACUUGACUCCAAGAAGCCAGAAGCAGUCUCUCAUGUAAGCGCCUCAAGUCUAGCAGCAGAUAUAUGCCCUCAACUUCGCUACCUCUUAGAGCUUAGCAUGAAUCUUGAGCAGACCAAGUUAGUUACAUGCAAAUGUCCUCAUUUUUGCUCCUACGGCUUAGAGGGGAAAAUUAUACCAUUAAUUGUGUUUCUUCUUGUUAUUGGGGCAGCUAAAUCAUGUAUUCCUUCUAUUCUCAGUUGAAGUCCUCUUUGUGUGGACAGUUUAUCGAAACAAAUAAAAAUACCCAGCAUGAUAUACUUUGAAAAUUUGGGUGUGGACAAGAAACAGUGGGUUAAAAUUAUAUGCCACAGCCCUGGUUUCUCUGUUAUAACAGGCGAAAAGUUCAGGCAUUCAUAAAUUUCCUACAUGAGUUGGGCUUAUCAGGUGAUAGCAUAGGUCUUGUCGUAACUCAGUGCCCUGAAAUUGGAGUUUGCAGUGUUGAAGACAAUCUAAGGCCUAAAGCCGAGUACUUCAAAUGGUUAGGGGUUAAUGUUGCCAUCGUUCUCCAGAGAUCUCCAACAAUUCUUUCUGGUAGUAUUGGGGGCCAUCUCAAGCCGGUGACCAAGUUUUUCUUGGAAAGGGGAUUCAGUGUUGAAGAAGUUGGGACCGUGAUCUCGAGAUAUACAGCUCUAUAUUCAUCGAUUCUGACACAGAACUUGAUUCCAAAAUGGGAGUUCUUUUUUGACAGUGGGAUAUUCAAGAUCUGAGCUGGUUAAGUUCCCUCAGUAUUUUAGUUACAAGUUGGAACAGAGAAUAAAAACCACGUUUUGCACGUAAAAAGGAGUUAGGAAUGAAAAUGGGGCUGAGCCGCAUGUUGGCACUAUCCCCUUGUAACUUUGAGAAAGCUUUGAUAAGGAACAGGAAGAACAUGCUUGCUGACAAGUGUUCAAGUCAUACAGAGAACAAGUAAUGUAUCAUCAGUCAGGUACUGGAUUUUAUGACUUCUGAGUGGAGUGCCCAUUUAAAUGGAUUA
This is a messenger RNA of Mangifera indica (mango), 1590 nucleotides long. RefSeq names its product transcription termination factor MTERF5, chloroplastic-like. The coding region runs from base 88 to 615 and encodes 175 amino acids. The record is from RefSeq and is a predicted model, not a curated record. The transcript has 5 exons. NCBI's taxonomy places the organism in Eukaryota, Viridiplantae, Streptophyta, Magnoliopsida, Sapindales, Anacardiaceae.